GCUCGCAUAAGAGUCUGUCCAAAUCUGGCGAUUAGCUCCAUCAACACAUCUUCCGGCGUUUCAUCAACAUUUUCUGAGUAGUAACCAGAGCUGCUCAAAGAAAAGGGGAGGGAGAGAUUGAGAAAUGAAGCGGUUCAGAAAUUUCUGGUGAAAUCGAAAAAAAAUGGAUGAAGUAAGUGAAUCUGAGUCCCAGGGACGAAACUCCAAGGUGGACGAAGAUGGUUCAACAAUUCCGUCCAUUAUAACCGAAGAAUAUUUUGAAGAAAUAGCCAUAAAAUGUCGAGCCAUGGUACGAAAUUUGUUAACAAAUCUGAAUACAGAGGCUGCCGACGAGAUGCAAACAAUGCUAACGGUUGCCGAGCACUUACGAUCUAAUUUGGAAAAUGAAAUGGAGCGUGUAAAACAAGCACAAAAGCAAUACGAUGAAUUGUUGGCACGAUACGAUGAAACGGUGAAACUAUGGGCAACGGACAAAGAAAAAAUUCGCAAACAACGCGAUGAAAUUGAUCAGGCAUGGCGUGAACGAGACGCAGCACUUCUAAGAGAUCAAAUGGCUCAAACACAAAUGUAUUCGAUGCGAGAGAAACUCGAAGCCGUCGAAAGUGCCGUAAAAAAUGUGAACAAAAAUACAAGAGACGAACUUGGUAUGUCAUUGACGAAGCAAAAAGAGAGUUUGAUGCGUGAUCGUGACCGAUUGGCAGCCGAAGUAGAUGAUUUGAAUAAAAAAUUGCAACAACAACGUCUGCAAACCGAAGCCGUUGAAAAGAGACGUGCCGAACACGAAGAGAAAUGUCGCGAAUUGUAUAAAAUGUUAGAUGAAGCAUCAACUGAAGCGUUCAAAGAAAAACGAGCUUUGGACCAAAUGCGAGUCUCUUUAAAUGACAUUACCAUCGAACGAAAUUCCUUGAGCGAACAAUUAAAAUUCUUUCAAUCUCAGAGUGAGACUUUCCAAGCUAAUAACGUCCAAUUAAAUUUGAAAAUCGGCGCAAUCAAAGCGAAUUUAUUGCGAAUGACAUCUCAAUAUAAUGUGUGUAAUGGUAAAUUGACAAAGGCAAUAUCGGAUUUGGAUGAAACGACGUCAAAAUGCGACCAAUUGCAAAUCGAUCUGUUUCACCAACAAAAUACGGCCAAGCAAAGGGAGGCCGAACUGGGACGCAUAGUUCGUGAAAAUGGCCAAAUGAUGAAAACUCGUGAUGCCAUUCAGAAGCGAAUUCAAACACUCGAAACUGAAAAAACGGAAUUAGUUAAAGAGGUCACAAAAUUAAGUAAUUCCAUUAUCAUGCUCGAAAAACAGCAUGAAAUUAAUCAGAAGGCUUUUGAUAAAGUCCAGAAAUUAUCCGAUGAAGUUUUACGCGAACGUGACGCUAUUCACAAGGAACUCAAGAAAAUGGAAAAAAUAGUUGAAACACAACUUGGUGUCAUAAAAUUACAUGAGCAACAAUGUCAAAGUCUCGAAAGUCAAGUAAAAACUUUGACCACCGCCAUCGAAGUGAAUAAGAAAAAUUUCAACAAUCUUAAGCGUGAACGUGAUCGAAACGUUAGCAAUUCUCUGGCGAAAAAUGACAAGAUGGAUGCCACGCAAUCCGAAUUAACAAUAAAAAUGAAAGAAAUCGUUGAUCUGACAUGGGAUUUGAAUCAAACACGAACCAAAUUGACGCACACGCAACAACAAUUAGAAACCGAAACAGCCGAACGUAUCGCAAUGCAGAAAAAUCUCGAUACAAUUACCGAUGACCGAAACGACGUGCGCGAAAAACUUCGAAUUGCGAUUGCCGAGCAAAAUAAAUUGAAGCAAACAAUUUCGGCAAAAAAUACAGAAAAUGUACGAGCCCAGAAGCAAAUUGAUCGAAUUGAAAAAGAAAAAAGCACUCUAAAAAUUGAACUACAAAAUGCUACCGUUUCAUGUCAGCAUAUUCGUACGGAGCUUGCCGAGCGAGAGCAUGAAUGUCGGUCGUUGUAUCGUGCUUUGGCGGAUGAAGAGAAAAAAUGCACUCAAAUGGAAAAAAAAGUGGAUGCCAUUCAAAAUGAAAAGGACCACAUCGGUGCUGAACUUGUAAAAAAGACCGACGAAAAUCGUGUUUGGGAAGAAAAACGUGAAGUGAUGAAAGUUGCACUGGAUCGAGGUGAACGGCAUUACAUUGAACGGCUGGAAGACAUUCGACUUUUGAAAAUUGAAAUUAAAAAUCUGCGCCACAGAAACCGACUACUAACACACGGCAUUUGCAAUACAAUUGAUAUGCGACAAGAGGUACUACAACUGCACCGUGAAUUGAAUCAAGAACGUGUUAAAUGUCGAGCACUUGAAGAUGAGCUGAGCACACCGCUCAAUAUACAUCGUUGGCGAAAAUUGUCCGGCAAAGAUCCAGAGAAAAUGGACCUCGUUGUUAAAAUACAAACGCUUCAAAAACGAAUUUUAUUCCAGACUGCCGUUGCCGUAGAAAAGGAAAACGCGUUGCGUCAAUCCAACAUUUUGUACAAUGCACUGAAGUCAGCGAUGGAACAAUUUUCCAAUGUUGACAAAAUAAAGCAACAACUUUGCUACACGCGUCGUGCACUGACGGCAAAAACACGAAAAAUUAAAGCCUUGUCGGCCGAAUCGAAUAUUAAAGACGAGGAGAUUAAGCUAAAAGAUACGAAUUUGAAACAACUUCGCGAAGAUCUCAUGAAUAAAAAGCAACAUUUACUGUAUGAAAAACGUGACAAACAAAAAUUAAAAACACAGUUAGACGUCAUCAAAACGCAGAUAAACAACGGCUUUUUGGAACGACCAUUGAGUAAUCCGGUCCAAAAAACGGCUGGCUUUUCGAAUUCUCAGCACGACCAGUGA
Molecule: messenger RNA, 2827 nt
Organism: Contarinia nasturtii (swede midge)
Lineage: Eukaryota; Metazoa; Arthropoda; Insecta; Diptera; Cecidomyiidae
Product: cilia- and flagella-associated protein 58-like
Exons: 12
Coding region: 164-2827 (887 amino acids)
Cellular component (GO): cytoskeleton
Source: RefSeq, a predicted model, not a curated record